AUGCUGACCACCCCCAGUUGCUCUAUUCCUCAAUUCUGGGUCGGAGGGUAUCCCAUUCCCGUAGAUUGUAGCGCCAGAUUGGCGUUUCUGCAGUGUCCAGUGGUUGUCCACGAAACAAUUGUCUAUUGUUCCUUCGCCGGUGCCGUGGUCGGCCCAGUGAACAUGUCUCCCUGGAGUAGCCCCGGGGGUCGACUCUCAUUGGUAGCUGCCUCUUUGGUGUCCUCGACCUUUGCCUCGGUUUCGGUCCCGGUCUCGGUCCUGUCACCUGGCUAUGCGCUGACGCCUUCCUUCGGCGUCGGUUCUCUUCUCGAUGUCUGCGGGCGUGUAAACCGAUACCCAGUACGUUAUGAACCCAUGCUCAACCCAGAAACCUGA
Messenger RNA from Protopolystoma xenopodis, 375 nucleotides. Lineage: Eukaryota; Metazoa; Platyhelminthes; Monogenea; Polystomatidea; Polystomatidae. The record is from the annotation of a GenBank genome assembly.